CCGCCGCCUGACCAGGAAAUACAGCCGGGCGGAGAGGCUCUCCCCUCGGACUGACCGGGGAUGGUGAGGAGCGGAUCCGCUCUGCGCGCCACGAUCAGCCGCCUGCAGCGGGGCUGAUGUGCAGAGAGGAUUUCCUGUUCUAAACACGGACUGAAGCCGUGGAGCUGUUCCCCCGAAUAAAGAGUCUGGCCGGAGCUGUCAGAACCACGCCUAUAGGGGCCCACAAUUGGUCCAGAAAGCGUAAAAUCAGCAAUCAAAGGGGCUUGGUUCAUUAGUGCUGAGGAUGGAGGCAGGAAAGACAUGUGAGAUAGUAACAGAUCAGCAGUGAACGGGGCCACAUCUCCUCAGUCAGGCUGGAAUGACCGGAGCAGGACGGACUUAGUGCAGCCGGGCUGAGCCGCCACAGCGCCGCCGACACCGAGGGACGCAGCCGAGGCAUCGAGGGGGGAAAAGGCACCGGCAACAAUUCUGGGCUGUUUUCUGCGCUAAAACACCGAGACUGUUUGGGCGAGCGGCUGCGGGCGUCUGCGCCGCCUGGAAGAAAUAAUCUGCGGUCGGAGCGCAGAGCUGCGCUGGCUGCUGGUCUGCGCGGAGAGACACUCAAUCAUCCAUCGUUGUUUCACUUCGCUUUUUUGUGGAUGCACCGAUGAGAGAUCCAGUUUUUACAGGGACUGCAAUGGCUUAUCACCCUUUCCACCCACACCGGCCGACCGACUUCCCCAUGUCCGCCUUCCUGGCGGCGGCGCAGCCCUCCUUCUUCCCUGCGCUCAGCCUUCCUCCCGGGGCGCUCACCAAGCCCAUCCCGGAGCACGGCCUGGCCGGAGCGGCGGAGGCUGGGCUGCACCCGGCCCUCAGCCACCAUCAGGCGGCUCAUCUCCGCAGCAUGAAGAGCCUGGAGCCCGAGGAGGAAGUGGAUGACGACCCCAAAGUAACGCUGGAAGCCAAGGAUCUUUGGGACCAGUUUCAUAAACUCGGGACUGAAAUGGUUAUUACCAAGUCUGGAAGACGGAUGUUUCCCCCGUUCAAGGUGCGGAUUAACGGCCUGGAUAAAAAAGCCAAAUACAUCCUGCUGAUGGACAUCGUGGCGGCGGACGACUGCCGCUACAAGUUCCACAAUUCCCGCUGGAUGGUGGCGGGCAAGGCCGACCCGGAGAUGCCCAAGAGGAUGUACAUCCACCCGGACAGCCCGGCCACCGGCGAGCAGUGGAUGGCCAAACCUGUAGCCUUCCACAAGCUCAAGCUCACCAACAACAUCUCCGACAAGCACGGAUUUGUCCAGACCAUCCUGAACUCCAUGCACAAGUACCAGCCCAGGUUCCACAUAGUGCGGGCCAACGACAUCCUCAAGCUGCCCUACAGCACAUUCAGGACCUACGUGUUCCCGGAGACCGAGUUCGUGGCGGUGACCGCCUACCAGAACGACAAGAUAACGCAGCUAAAAAUCGACAACAAUCCUUUUGCCAAAGGAUUCAGAGACACUGGAAACGGCAGGAGGGAGAAAAGGAAACAGCUGACCAUGCCGUCGCUGCGGAUGUAUGAGGACCAGUGCAAAGCGGACCGUGAAGGCGCGGAUUCGGACGCCUCCUCCACUGAGCCUCAGGCCGGCCGGGAUGGAGUCCAGUCCCCUCUGGGCACCAGCAGCAGCCCGCUGAGGUUCAGCAGGACCAGCAGAGAUGAGAAGGCGUGCACAGACAGCGAGCAGGAGCUGGAGCAGCAGGACGAACGCUGCACGGGCUCCAACAGCCCAGGGGCCGAACCCGUGUCCCCCUACAGCUCCAGGUGUGAGGAGCGAGCGAGGGAACGGCCCAGUGCAGAGAAGAAGGACGAAUCCAUAUUCAGUAUAAGGAAUCUGGAGAAGGACAAAUCAGAGAGCAGGCACAGGAAGGACACCACGGAGGCGUUGACAAAGGACCCUGAGGCUGGAGGCCCCGGGGCCACUAAGGACACCUUCUCUCCUCUAGUGGUUCAAACUGAGAGCCCCUCACACUUCAGCCCAAGUCACUUACAAAGCCUGGCUCUGUCUGGGCUUCACAGUCAGCAGUUCUUUAACCCCCUGAACACCGGAUCACCGCUUUUGUUUCAUCCUGGCCAGUUCGCCAUGGCCCCCGGAGCCUUCUCUGCUAUGGGAAUGGGGCAUCUACUGGCCAGUGUUUCUGGAGCCGGCGCUUUGGAAAACGGCAGCCUCUCUGGCCAAAGCGCAGGAGGAACGCCCAGCCCCUUCCCCUUCCACCUGUCCCAGCACAUGCUCGCCUCUCAGGGCAUCCCCAUGCCUCCCUUUGGGGGCCUCUUUCCCUAUCCAUACACCUACAUGGCAGCUGCAGCUGCUGCGGCUUCAGCUUCGGCCUCGGCUCUCCCUGCCACCAGCACCCCCAGCCCCCUCUCCAGGAAUCCCUUCCUGGGCUCGUCCCGCCCCCGCCUACGCUUCAACCCCUACCAGCUCCCCGUGUCUCUGCCCCAGAGCUCCAGCUUACUCACCACAGGCCUGCCCGGCAGCCUGGGCCUGGGCUCCGAGUCCUCCAAACCAGGCAGCCGGGAGAGCAGCCCGGCCCCCGAUCACCACAGCAACCAUAAGACUGGAGGGUCGUCUGGAAGGACGGCCUCUCCCAAAAGCUCCAUGAAAGACUCUGUAAACGAGCUGCAGAGCAUCCAGAGACUGGUCAGCGGCCUGGAGGGGCAGCGGGAGCCCCCCUCCAAUGCAGACUCUCCCAAGUGAUUAGGACUGAGCGCACGGGGGCCAGGGCAGUUCAGCACAUCGCAGAGACUGAUAUGAGGGUCUGACAGAUGAGAAUCAACAAAGAUAUUUUCAGAACAAAUCUGCAGGUACAUAAAAAUAUACUCCAUGAUAAUAAAUCAGCUUUUUUAAAUUCACAAGUAUUGAAGGUUUCCUACUGAGCUGAAUGGUUUACAGAGGAAAUAUCUCUAAGACAUUUUCACCAGAAGCACGGCUGAGUCCUGCUGCUUGGACACCCCCACCCCACCCCCCCAAAUGGAUUUAAAUAAACUCCAAAAAUCACAAUUGCAAAGAAAACUGAAACUAUGGAAUUGAAGUCAUGAAAUAAAAGAGUAAAGCAGCAGCAGAGCGGUUGUGUUAGGGAGGAGGCCUGCAGCGGCCAUGUUCUGGUAGAACCCGUCCGAACCUGCAGCUCCACAUCCACAUGCUGCACUUAAAGCUUUCAGCUGGUUUUUUUAAAUCUAUCUGAUUAUUUUUUUUUGCAAAACCGAGCCUUGAACGGGAGCCUGAUGACGGCAGGUCUGCUUAUUUCACAAAAAGGGAUGGAAGGUUUAAAAUCUGUCCCACAGGGACGGUCCACCCCCCGCUGGGUGCCGGUGCCGCCCCCAUUAGGUUCCCCAGCCCAGGUGAGAAAUAUUAGCCUAUUUCAUGCCAGAAAUAUUCCUUCUGAACUAUUUAUGUAAUUAAGAUUUUCUGUAAAUAAAGCAAAGAACAAGAAUAUGCAAUUGGUAUUAAUUUAUUCAGUGCUGUAUAUUAGCCUGUACAUACUUUAAAGUGAUUUUUUUGUUGUUGUUGUUUCCCCUUCUUGACACCCCCCCCCCCCUGUUUUACAUGAACAUAUAUUGUAAAUUGGAGCUUAUUUAGCGCUUAUUGGUUUUAAAACAAUCAAUUGGAUGAAGCAUCACAGAUUUUUUCUUUAUUUUAAAAACAUUUUAGGAGAGGAGUGUGCCAUGUUUUCAUCCACAAACACCAAAAAUAGAGGAACAGGAAGGAGUCCGCACGGUUAAAAUAAAUAAAACAGCUCAGGUUAUUUUAUUAAAGUCAGGAGUUCCUCUAUGAGCAACAUUCAUCCUCAUGAAUAUAUUUAAAGAUGGAACCUUCCUGUUUAUGCUGGUUUUUUUUCUUUUCUUUUCUUUUUUUUGGAGUUGUCUCACACUUUCAAUAAAAAAUGGUUGUUCAUCA
This is a messenger RNA of Cyprinodon tularosa, 3913 nucleotides long. It is a transcript of the gene tbx2b, whose product is annotated as T-box transcription factor 2b. The record is from RefSeq and is a predicted model, not a curated record. Lineage: Eukaryota; Metazoa; Chordata; Actinopteri; Cyprinodontiformes; Cyprinodontidae. Gene Ontology annotation, biological process: positive regulation of DNA-templated transcription; cell fate specification; regulation of transcription by RNA polymerase II. The transcript has 8 exons. Bases 647 to 2713 code for a protein of 688 amino acids. Gene Ontology annotation, molecular function: DNA-binding transcription factor activity, RNA polymerase II-specific; RNA polymerase II cis-regulatory region sequence-specific DNA binding. Gene Ontology annotation, cellular component: nucleus.